Porites evermanni is the source of this 5460-nucleotide messenger RNA. The record is from the annotation of a GenBank genome assembly. NCBI's taxonomy places the organism in Eukaryota, Metazoa, Cnidaria, Anthozoa, Scleractinia, Poritidae.
AUGAAGACGACAACAGCAGCACCCGUUACUAAGUCGAUGAACGUAAGGAAUGCAGUGCCGCCGAGAAGUCACACUUUUCUAGAAAUUCACCUUUCAAUGACUGGCAUAAUGACACAGGAGUUGAGUGCAAAUCGUUACAAAGCGUUUAUUGCGAAGAACAAUAAACUGAGCGCCACCAGCUGUGCAGAUGACGGUAAGAGCCGGAGUCAAGGGCCUACGCUCGCGAUGACUCGGUGGAUCCAACAAAGGCAGGUAUAAGCAGGAGAAGAAGCAAGACAAGGAAAGUGACUGAAUGAGAAGAUGGCUGCAAAGAGCUACAGGCCCAACAGCAGCAGAAGAGUGCUUUCAGGUGGCAAGUUUGGGAACCUUCACAAUUUUGAGAACUUUGCGGUAACUAAGGACUUUAUACCUUUUUGUCGUCAGUUUUAAGGACUUCGCUUAUCAUGUGAUUAAAUCUGCGUUUUCGCCCAAGCGUACCUCUCGAAAGACGCAAAGGACUGCUGACGGAUUUCAUAAUCUCAACAUUCAGCUAAUGUUGUAUUUAAGGGGCAAGAACACUAGAGGAUAGUUCUGUUUUAGGCCAAUUCUGUGCAGAAGUCAUUACUUCAGUAGUGCCUAGUAUACACAAAAUGCUCACCUACAGUUAUGACGGAAGAAGUUAUCAAACAAAGUUAUGCAGGCAUAACAUUUUAAAAACUACUUGAAAAAGUUUAUCCAAAUAUUUUAAAUUUUCAACCCACUUACAUCCUUGCCAACCAUAGGAACAUAUGACAGGAAACAGUUCACAUGACUAAAUAUAGUCUUAUAAAACAAAACUGUAACAUUAUUUUUGGAAUUCGGUUGAGGCGUAGAUACGUUUUAGCUUAAAAAGAUAGAAAAUAGUGUGACAGUGCCCCUUUAAGAGUUAACCUUUCUUUUUAAAAAAGGAGGGAAUACAGGUGUCGCAUUAUUAUUCUUUAUGCAUAUUCGUUAUGCCCGUUAUGCUUCGUUAUGCCUGUUAUGCUCCGUUAUGCGCGACCAAUAGUUUAAUAAAAAAUCUUUGCUUAAGUGUUACUCAUCUAUUUAGCUAAAUGUACAUAUUUAAACAGUUUUAAAUAGCAAUUAAAGCGUUGUUGUUGGUUGUGAUUCGGUAAGAAUCAGCAUUUCAAGAGACUUAACAAUGUUUAUUUGGAUUUAUUCAGGAUACUUUUCGUGGCGGUAUACCAUUAGAACUUAAACAAAACUUUAUGGAGAGACUUCAACCUUGCGGCAAAUAUAUUCUUUGCAAAUAAUAUUCUUUUGUGUCCACGAAGACAUUUAACAUUAUUCAUUUCGGAUUUAAAGAUGGCGUGUCAGUGGAAGCCUCGCAUGUCAUUUACCUUGAUUAACUUAGCAAUUUUUGGAAUUUUGAUCAUGCUAACUUUGGUGGAAAUAAAGAAAGGUAAGUGAACUAACUAAAUAAAUACUAAUGAUGUCAUAAAUUCAACAGAAACGAAACCUUGCCUUUGAUCUCAGUGAAAUCGAAUGAAAACUGAAUCGAUAACGAAUCUGUUAUUUAUUUCAGCCAUUUCAUGCUACGAGACACGUAUCACAACAACUCAACAACAACAACUUUAUUUUGAAUUGACAAAAAAAGUAAUACAAUAUACGAUAUCAAGGAGCUUUUAGAAUCAAAAAAGACGACAGAGUGAGAUAUUGAAUGCUUGUAAGUUGUUUCUAUCCUUUAAGUGUGUAUAAAAUUUAGUCAAGCGUAUUGCUUUAUUUUGCAUCCAUGCCAGAAGUAAACGUUACCUGACUAUUUACAGACUCCCCCACCCUGUUUCGUAGAAUAUGCUCAAACUGAUGCGUCAGAUAUAAUGAAAAUACUAGAAAAAUUAGACGCGUUUUAGGCCCGGGUGGAGUGCUGUACCGGUUCAUAUGAUCAAAACUUAAUUCACAGUUUGGUUUGACCUAAAAUUAUUCAGUCGGCUUUUGAGUCAAGACGGGUUGAACUUAAUUCAGCCGAACGUAGAAAAGAAAUGUAGAACCGGUCUUUUUGCUCCAGGUUUUUGCUUAGUGCUUACUAGCGACGGAAGCCGAGAGAGUGGAAACCGUGAAAUGGGGAUGGAACAAGCCAUCCUUUGUACUUACUAUUAAUGAAGGAGACGGACACGAAAGCAUAUGGCAGAUACGGUGACACAAAAAAACUUCCCUCCCUUCUCUUCUUCCUUCUCCGUAUUUCGUUUCAUUUUCUGCUUCCGUAUAUCUAACUAACCGGGCCGAGUAGGUCCACAUCCCAGUUAAAACCAAAAGCGACAACGGAGACAGAGAGCUUCAGUCAAGGCUCUAUCCCAGUCCUUCAACCCCAGACGUGUGGUAUAUGUACUGUUGAAAGAUAUUUUUUAGGGGAAUUAGCGGGUUCUUAGUCUUCGACAAAAGGACGAUGCUUGCUACGUUUUUUUUUUUUUUUCUACUUUCUUUUUUUGCCGGUCUAUACAAGUCCGUUAUUCUUUAAAAACUUCGCUAGCUAAAAUUCUCUCUCCGAUCAAAACUGUAACACCUCCCCCUUUUUAUGAUGACCAGAAAACCCAUAUUAUACCUUAAUACGUAAAACUUCUGUGAUUGGCGAGGUGAGAUUCAUUAGCAUUGAGCCUUCGAGUAGUUUACCCUUUCAAAACACUGUUCUUUCUUAGACUCCAUUUACCCGGGUUCGGGUUCAAUUUUUGAACGGACAAACCUUGCACGUAUACGCCUUUCGUUCACACGGAAAAGGAGCAACCGUACAUGGACAAGUUUUUGAACGGAAAUCAGCAUGCAGUACUGCAAUUUGUAACAGAAUUUGGAUGGUUCCGUUCAAACGAAUUGCAAAGGUAAAAAAUUCGUCCGUUCAAAAAUUUGGCAAGAUGGCCGUGUACAGUCAACUUUCGGCUUGCUGACACCUCACUAUAACGGACACCCCGAUAAUAUCAACAGCGGCUUAAUCCCAGGCAAAAAUAAAUUACAGAAGUUUGACUGAAAUAAACUUCCGCUAUUACGGACUCUCGCUAAUGAGGACACUAACUCAAGGUCCCUGCAGUGUCCGCGAUAAGGGAGUUCAUUGUAAUCGGGGUCUCAAACUUCACCUUAUAUUUAAGGCAUAUGUAUUUUUACGAUAAGAAGAGUUGCCUCGAAAGCUUACCAGAGUAGAACAUCUACUGAUUUAACACCGAAUCCAUCAUGACAGGAGAAGACUUAUGUCAAUCGCAAAAACUUUAAGGGGUGCCUUCUAAAACUAAACAAAGAAGGCAUGCAUUUCGAUCUAAAAUAUUCCAUACUUAACUAAUCAUAUAGAAAUUGGGGAAUGCAGUAUGGCGAAAAAAAAAUUUGCUGAAACUUCCAUUGCUUGCAUUUUUAUUGCUUAACAAUACUGAAAAUGGCAAGGCUCACAGCAGAUAUUUACCUCAGAAGUUGUGUAAUUCAUCUCAGAAAAAUUCCCCUUCCACAUUAAAUAAGGUCAUGGACUAAGCGCCGGAAAAAGACAAAAACACUUUUCCUUUUUGUUCUGUUUCAGAAGGGACUGGAAUGCAGACCAAUGUGUCGGUAAAUAUUACACACUACAUAAUGUAAUAUGAAAUAGAAGUGCGUAAUAUUGUGUUAGUCACAAAAUGCUCGAAUGAUUCUGAUCCCGCAUAUAAGAACCUAACAACGAUGACAAUUUCUCCAAUCUAAUUAGCAAUCAGCAGACCUGAUUUCAUCCCGAAUACGACAGUUUAAUAGGACAGUACUUGUUGUGGGACACUGAGGUACCCUUGUACAAAUGCUAAUAUCUCUACUUAGUACAGUCCAGUCAAGAGAGAGCUCAUUCUCUUUUGGUACAGUGGAAUCUCGAUCUGCGACCAAUCACCUUUCGCAAGCGACCACUUCCUAAAAGCAUCAACCACUUAUCCAAAACACCUGCAAACUUUUCCCAGUCAAAGCUUUACAGUUGGAACCUCUCGUAAAAGGCCAAUGCUGUACGCGACCGCGCGGACCACUUUUAGGGGAUGACGGUUUUAUAAUUCUCCAAAUUUUCGUCUUUUGCCUUUUCUUCCAUAUAAAAGUUUGGUUUAAGCCUAGGAGACGUUAAAUGGAAGUCAAGAAACGUUGUUGGGUUCGUUUCUUUGACUGGAUGAUAAGCAGUAACAAAUAACGAAAGCUUGCCUUUUUGUAGCCUCCCCCGCAGACAGCGUGACACACGCCUAAGAAUGUCUGCGGGGGAGGCUAGCGUUUUUGAAUUUUUCUCCAGCUUCCCGCCAUCGUAGAGAUCCCGCUUCCGGCCCUUUCCUCUCCCGUCUCCCGUACCCGUCCCGCCCCUGUUCUCCCGGGCUCCCGCCCCCCUGUCCCCCGCCACUUGUAAGCAAUCCCUUGAUGUAUGAUCUGAUUUCAAUUUUUUGCUGUAUGCGCUAUGCUCCUCACACUAUACUUUAGUAAAGUUAAAAGCGAGUUUAAACUUAUCCAUUAAUUUCGCUGUUGUCCCAUUACAAGCACAGACCAAAUAAAACGUUCUUACCUUUUUGCCGCCGGGGUUUGGCUGCAACGAUUCAGGAUGAAAACUCUUCACGUUAAAUUUUUCUUUUUACUUUUCAGACAAUGACUGACAGAUCAGAACAAGAUCGUUACAUGGCUGGAAUACAAGAAAGGAGAAAACAGCAGCUUAAAAAUUACUGCUUAGUACAUAAUGAUCAAAAGUUACCCUGGGAAGUAAAACGACAACUCGAGCAAUUUCUUAUCGACGAUGACAAUAAAUUUAUUUACUGUGCCGUUCCCAAGGUGGGAAGUACUCCAAUGAGGAUGACAAUGCUACGUUUGAGAAAUGACAGCAACUUAAAACUUACAGAAAGUUCAGUUCAUUCUCCAACGUUUUGGAGACGUUUAAGUGAUGACGAAUUCAAUGCAAGAGAGUUAUCAAAACGCUUAUCUACACAUUUCAAGUUUCUGUUGGUUCGCGAUCCGUUUCACCGACUUCUAUCCGGCUACAAAGAUAAAUUCUUUGGAAAAAAUAGACGGUACUCCAAUAGAUUUCGUCAAAUGAUAGUGAAAGCUUUAAGGCCACAGGAUGAGGAGAAAGUUGCAACAGACACGAAUAACGUUACAUUCACCGAAUUUCUAACGUAUCUCUUAUCUGAUGGAAACCCGAUGAUUCGCGAUGGUCACUGGAAGCAAGUAGAAAAUCUUUGCUUUCCGUGUGCUUUUGACUUCGACUUUAUUGGCCAUUUUGAGACGCUUCAAGAGGACGCAGAUUAUUUGCUGAGUAAAGCGGGUUUUAAUGACCGUGUUGAAUUCCCAGUUGUACGGACAUCACAGGUUUCUCGAGAUUUCUUAAUGUAUUACUCAGAAGUUCCACCGGAAAUUAUACUUAAGCUGGGAGAGGCUUUCAGAAGUGACUUUGAAAUAUUCGGGUAUGCAUUUCCUGGACCUCUUAAAAGUAUAAUUAAAGACUACUUGAGUGAUAGAGCAGGCGAUAGAGCUCAAUUAAUUGAUUAA